AAAUUAAAUACCCAGAAAAUUUCUUCUUGCUGCGAGGAAAUCAUGAAUGUGAGACCAUUUGCACCACGUAUGGAUUUUACGAUGAAUGUAAACGACGGUAUAAUACCAAGCUCUUCAAACAUUUCUGUGAUGUUUUCGCCUGUCUACCUAUGGCGGCGGUGAUUGAAGAUAAGAUAUUUUGUUGUCACGGAGGACUCAGUCCAGAACUAAAGGAAUUGUCACAGAUAAAGAAUCUGAAAAGACCAUUGCAUGAUCCCAUUUCACAUGGUUUAACAUGUGAUUUGCUAUGGUCUGAUCCGGACAAAAACAUUCACGGCUGGGCCGAGAGCGAUAGAGGGAUCUCUUUCACUUUUGGUGAAGAUGUGCUUGCGAAGUUCUUGAAAAAGCACGAUUUUGAUUUAGUUCUACGUGCACAUCAAGUAGUGGAAGAUGGUUAUGAGUUUUUUGGCAAUCGAAAACUGGUUACACUCUUUUCCGCACCAAAUUAUUGUGAAUUUGAUAAUGCAGCCGCGCUUCUGACGAUUGACGAGGAGUUAAUGUGCACGUUUCAAAUAUUAACAAAAAGAGAAAAAACAAAGUAGACACUAUGAUAACGAAGACUCUUCGUGCAUAUUUUCCUUUUGGAAAAUGUCAGCAUACAUCGGAAAUGUUUGCGGGGGCGCAGGCUCCUCGGCACGUACCUUCCUUACUCGUUUAGAUAUAAUUCCAAACAGCACCAACCCGCUGGUCCCUAGGAUACACAGGCC
This is a messenger RNA of Dalotia coriaria, 746 nucleotides long. RefSeq names its product serine/threonine-protein phosphatase PP1-alpha catalytic subunit-like. The record is from RefSeq and is a predicted model, not a curated record. Bases 150 to 581 code for a protein of 143 amino acids. Gene Ontology annotation, molecular function: protein serine/threonine phosphatase activity. Gene Ontology annotation, cellular component: cytoplasm; nucleus. NCBI's taxonomy places the organism in Eukaryota, Metazoa, Arthropoda, Insecta, Coleoptera, Staphylinidae. The transcript has 4 exons.